GCUGUUGCUGUUCCAACUCCCGCAUGACCAUAGAGACAUUCAGGAACAUCUCCUGAAGCUACUAGCUAUCCCUUUUUAUCUUAAAUCCCAAGAAUCUAUCUCAUUUCAAUAUUCAUCCAUCAAUCUAGUUAUUAUUCAUAAUCGUUAAAGUGCAGAUUCGCCACCAUGAAGGCGUCUCUUAUCUCACUCCUACUGCCUGCGGCAGCUAGCGCUCGUUUCAUCGAAGCGAAUGAAGUCAACCGCAUCCUCCCUUACACGGAUGCGCUUCUAGAAAAAGUAGAAGCUCCAGAACGGUUCCUCAUCGAGUUGUCUCCAGGUGAGACGGCGUGGGUAACCGAAGAGGAAAAAUGGGAGCUACGUCGUGGAGGUUUGAACUUCAUGGACAUCACAGAAAAUGGCGACCUCGGCGCGCUACGUACUGCUUCGAAAUGGACACCGAUUUUUCCCGAGAAAGUCCAACUCCAAUCCGACAUCCAUCCCCUCUUGAAGAGUUUAUCGAAGGACCUAUUGCAGGAGCACCUCGAGAAGUUUUCAAGCUUCCACACGCGAUACUACAAGUCGGACUACGGUCGCCAGUCUUCUGAGUGGCUACUAAAGACAGUACAAGAUACAAUCAAGGAGGCUGGCGCUGAUAAAUAUGGAGUCAAGGCUGAGCACUUUAAGCACUCGUGGGGUCAGAACUCGAUCAUCGCGACGAUUCCCGGUCAGUCAAACUCGACUGUCGUCAUCGGCGCUCACCAAGAUUCAAUCAACCUUUGGCUGCCAUCGGUUCUUCCGGCCCCCGGUGCUGAUGAUGAUGGAAGCGGUACUGUUACGAUUCUUGAGGCCUUCCGCGUUCUCCUAUCCUCGGAGAGCGUCAUCAAGGGCAAUGCGUCGAACACGAUUGAGUUCCACUGGUACAGCGCCGAGGAAGGUGGCCUCCUUGGUAGCCAGGCAAUCUUUUCGGAAUACGAAAAGAAAGGCCGUGAUAUCAAGGCCAUGCUUCAGCAAGAUAUGACUGGCUACGUCCAGGGAACACUCGAUGCUGGAAAGCCUGAGAGUGUUGGUGUGAUCACAGACUUUGUUGACCCUCUAUUGACAGCCUUCAUCAAGAAGGUCAUCGAGGAGUACUGCGAGAUCCCAUGGGUUGAGACCAAGUGCGGCUAUGCUUGCUCCGAUCAUGCGUCCGCUUCCAAGGCUGGCUACCCUUCUGCUUUCGUGAUUGAAUCAACCUUUGGCGAAUCGGACCAGCAUAUUCACAGCACCGACGAUCUAAUCAAGUACCUCUCUUUCGACCACAUGCUUCAGCAUGCACGCAUGACUCUCGCACUCGUCUACGAGCUAGGGUUCACUGAUUUCGAAGGAUUGACGAAGGAUAAUGAAAUGGGUGAACUAUGAAGCAUUUAUGUUUCUUCAGACAUGUUCGUACAGCAUUAGUAUUGCUUAUCAAGAGCUGAUGGGAAUUGUCGGAGUUUUCAAGCAGUCGCUAGGCGCAUUGGGAUAAUAGUAGAUUGUGACUUCAAUGUUAUUUGUAUACGGCUAUCAGAUGCCUAGAUCGAUCUACAGAAUCAAUAGGUAGAAUUGAAUUGAGUUGGCUUCGAUUCAAGGUUGUUCCUUGCCCCUCCGAGGCUCAGACCUGGAAGGAACUCCACGAGACAGGUGCAAGGCAAGGGAGGCGGUACCUACCGCAUCUUGCUCAUCUCAGCUGCUUUCAGCACAAAGCCGAUUAUCCGAGCAGGAUAUGUCGGAAGAGUCGAGCUUGCGUCAU
This is a messenger RNA of Annulohypoxylon maeteangense, 1747 nucleotides long. Its product is annotated as Zn-dependent exopeptidase. The coding region runs from base 166 to 1377 and encodes 403 amino acids. NCBI's taxonomy places the organism in Eukaryota, Fungi, Ascomycota, Sordariomycetes, Xylariales, Hypoxylaceae. Gene Ontology annotation, biological process: proteolysis. Gene Ontology annotation, molecular function: metalloexopeptidase activity. The transcript is spliced from 2 exons. The record is from RefSeq and is a predicted model, not a curated record.